AUGCCGAUAAGGUUUGAUAAAAUAGAACUGAUGCGAGUUCAGAUUCCUCAUGAGGACCCUUUGGUUGUCAGUUUGACAGUGGCUGAGUGUUUAGUACGAAGAGUGCUAAUUGAUCCGGGGAGUAGUGCAAAUAUCAUGCCAAGGGUCACUUUUGAUCGCUUAGAAAUCAAUCCAAAGGAGUUGAAGUUUACUGGAAACCUACUGUUGGGGUUUGAUGGCAAACGGGUAGAACCGAUCGGCACAGUGGAGUUGAUGGUCCGUGCAGCUGAAAGGAACCUUGUCGAAAGUUUCAUGGUGGUGGAAAUCCAUCCCUCCUACAAUCUGCUGAUGGGGAGGGGGUGGAUCUAUAGGGUACAAAGAGUCCCAUCGAUCCUACAUCAAGUGAUGAGAUGCAUAAGUCCAGAUGGGAGCAAGGUGAUAGAUAUCCAUGGAGAUCAGGUCGCAGUAAAGGAGUGUUACUUGGUGACUCUAAAAGCUACAGGGAAGGGAAAAGCUCCUACCCAAUCUGCUGAUGAGUAA
This is a messenger RNA of Cornus florida, 519 nucleotides long. RefSeq lists its product as uncharacterized. NCBI's taxonomy places the organism in Eukaryota, Viridiplantae, Streptophyta, Magnoliopsida, Cornales, Cornaceae. The record is from RefSeq and is a predicted model, not a curated record. The transcript has a single exon. Bases 1 to 519 code for a protein of 172 amino acids.